Molecule: messenger RNA, 1711 nt
Organism: Aspergillus ibericus CBS 121593
Lineage: Eukaryota; Fungi; Ascomycota; Eurotiomycetes; Eurotiales; Aspergillaceae
Product: acyl-CoA dehydrogenase
Exons: 3
Coding region: 121-1434 (437 amino acids)
Cellular component (GO): mitochondrion
Molecular function (GO): flavin adenine dinucleotide binding; acyl-CoA dehydrogenase activity
Source: RefSeq, a predicted model, not a curated record
GUGAUUUCUCCCCGUCCAUCCCCAGCUUGCUCUCCUCCUCUUCCCCCCUUCCCCUCUUAUGUCCUGUCGUGCGUUUCAUAUCCUCACUACUUAGAUACCUUUGUUUAUUGCAACCUCAUAAUGGCCUCCAUCACCCGUGCGUUGCGGCCCCUGUCGCGCACUGCAACCUCCGCCCGCCUUAUCGCAAGACCGCCACAGCCGUACAGGCUAGCUUUGAGCACCCAUGCCUUCUCCACCACAUCCCGCCGGCGGGAUGUCGACCUAUCCGGCCUGACCCCCACCCCGAUCACCUUCCUCUCCGAGACCGAGUCCCUAAUGGCCGAAUCCGUCUCCAAAUUCGCGCAGGACCAAAUCGCCCCCAAAGUGCGCGACAUGGAUGAAGCGGAGACGAUGGACCCCGCCGUGGUCGAGCAACUCUUCGAACAAGGGUUGAUGAGCGUCGAGAUUCCCGAGGAAUACGGUGGCGCGGGCAUGAACUUCACGGCUGCGAUUGUCGCUAUCGAGGAGCUGGCUCGGGUGGAUCCCAGCGUUAGUGUUCUCGUGGAUGUUCAUAAUACUCUGGUCAAUACUGCGAUCAUGAAGUACGGGGAUGCGCAGGCUAGACGCACAUGGCUGCCUAAGCUGGCGACGGGGACUGUCGGCUCGUUCUGUUUGUCGGAGCCGGCCUCCGGAUCGGAUGCGUUUGCGUUGCAGACGAAGGCGGAGAAGACGGCGGAUGGAUACAAGAUUAAUGGCUCUAAGAUGUGGAUCACUAACUCUAUGGAGGCUGGUGUGUUUAUUGUCUUUGCGAACCUCGAUCCUAGUCAGGGGUACCGUGGGAUUACGGCCUUCAUUGUUGAGAAGGAUACCCCCGGGUUCUCCAUCGCUAAGAAGGAGAAGAAGCUCGGUAUCCGGGCCAGCAGCACCUGUGUGCUGAACUUUGAUGACGUGGUGAUUCCCAAGAGCAACUUGCUCGGUGAAGAAGGGCAGGGAUACAAGUACGCCAUCAGCGUGCUCAACGAGGGUCGCAUCGGUAUUGCCGCUCAAAUGACCGGUCUGGCUCUGGGUGCCUGGGAGAACGCCGCACAGUACGUCUGGAACGACCGGCGCCAAUUCGGCCAACUGAUCGGCAACUUCCAAGGCAUGCAGCACCAGAUCGCGCAAGCGUACACAGAGAUCGCGGCCGCACGCGCGCUGGUCUACAACGCGGCGCGGAAGAAGGAAGCCGGACAGGACUUCGUGCAAGACGCCGCGAUGGCGAAGCUGUAUGCAUCGCAAGUGGCCGGCCGCGUGUCCGGUUCCGCAGUGGAGUGGAUGGGAGGCAUGGGUUUCGUGCGUGAAGGCAUCGCCGAGAAGAUGUUCCGGGAUAGCAAGAUCGGAGCCAUCUACGAAGGCACCAGCAACAUCCAACUGCAAACCAUCGCCAAGCUGCUCCAGAAGCAGUACACUCGCUAAACCUGAAACCCCAUUCCCGUCUUUCUUUCCCUUCUCCACUGUCUUCUCCAUCAUCUACCGCCCUUUGCCAUAGAAUGUCCGUGUCGUAGACGUCGUAUGCCUGCCUGCCUGCAUGUAUGUAUCUGAUUGAUGUAUGUGGGGAACAUCAGUAGUGAUACGUCGGCUUCAACCGACACAACCACUACCAACCAAACGAACGAAGACCUCAUGUUUCAAGUUCCAUAGCCUAGAUAUCCUCCAUACUUCCGUAUUUCCUCUCUCCAUACUCCAUACUGCU